AUGUAUUCCCAGCGCCAGGCGCCGCCGCAGCUGAAGCGCUCCUAUUCGGGGGAUAGCCAAAGCAGUUAUGCCAGCCGUGCGACAACUGCCUCGACUGCCAGCUCGAAAUUGCUUUUUGGUGAGAUACCGCUUUCGCCCGCGACCACGCAAGAUGGACGAUCGGUGCGAUCUUACGGAUCAGUAUGCAACCUCGUGCUGUCAACCAGUUCAGUCUUCCUCCGAUUCUGGCUGAAUGACAAAUGUCGCGACAACAUGCUGGAGCAGAUGGAAACAGACGACCUAGCCAACCUCCGUCUUGUAUGCCAUGAUAUGUCAACCCGCGCUGCGCCUCUUCUCUUCGAUUCAGUCACCACCACCUUCAAGUCAUCAACCUUUACCAAGCCCGCGCGCAUUGAAGCCCUUUCCCGGAUCGGACGCCAUGUCAAGACGUUUACUUUCCACAUGCCACAUACUCCCGAGACCUUUUUACCGCCAGUCAUUGACCCAGAGACCGGAGCCGAGCUAGAUUUCGUGUACGAGCCGCAGGUUCAAAACCCGCAAAAUGGUCCCGCGAAAGACAAGACACCAAAGUACGGAACCUGGGAAAUGCAAGACGUGCUUGUUAAGCAGUAUCCUCCUCUAUUCCACGCAGCAACAAACGUCCCGUCCUUUGUUUCCGCUUUCUCCGAGCUCAUUAACCUUACGCACCUGAAAAUCUCGUGCCCCGACUCGAACAAUCAGAUUCGACACCGCCGGACCGUGGUCGACUAUGCGCUCAUCUCCAUUCGAAUCGCCGUUGAACGCGCACCAUUGUACAGCCUGACUGCCUUGUCGAUGCACCCAAUCCACGCCGGAGGUCUUCUUUAUCUUCACCCCAUGCACGGCUUCGGAAGCACACCAUCAUCCGCUAAGCGCUGGACGCAAAUCCGAAGGCUGUCUAUCUGCAUGGAAUCCAUUCCGUUUGCAACCUCUUCGGGCAAAAUGCGCGCGCAGUCGAUCGAACACCUGCGAAUCCUGCACGCCUAUUUACGAACAUUGUCACGUGGUGUCACGCGACUACACUUCCGAUGGAAGGGCGAGCGCGGUCCAUCCCCCUUGUCACUGGAGAAGGAGCCCUGUAUGCAGCCUGUUGAGGACGAGAUGACCCACCCAACCAUGCGCGGUGAGAUCAAGGGGCCAAAGCCUCUUCGAUUCACCCGUCUCCGCUGCAUGGAGCUGGAAAACGCUGUCAUGGACUCCGCCCAGAUCUCCAACUUCAUCGAAACACACCGCCGCACCCUCAUUGAUUUCAACUUCGAAGACGUGAAGCUCCGCGAGGGCAGCUGGGACGAUGCUCUCCAACCCCUCACCGUCAUCACCGGCAGCGACCGCUGGAAGAAGACCCAAGAAGAGGUCAUGGACGUUCCUAUCAUGCUCUCCCCUAUCGACACCGAGCCACGCAUCAUGGGGCCCCUCAUGGAAGAAGUCGACGCGGCCAUCGAAGACGCGAGCAAAGACCGUGGCGGCCACACGCUGUCGCGGUGGCUUAGCAAGCCUAACCAGAAACUCAAGAAGAGCCCUGCAAUUGGCUCGCCCUGCCAUAACAAGAAGGACAGCUUCUUCGACGCAGACCACAUGAAGCGCUUCCUGCGCAUCUCAUCGUGGAAAUAG
This is a messenger RNA of Boeremia exigua, 1629 nucleotides long. RefSeq lists its product as uncharacterized. The transcript is spliced from 2 exons. The record is from RefSeq and is a predicted model, not a curated record. Bases 1 to 1629 code for a protein of 542 amino acids. Lineage: Eukaryota; Fungi; Ascomycota; Dothideomycetes; Pleosporales; Didymellaceae.